AUGGGAUCCAGAGAGAAGAGGAUGGAGCGAGCUGAAAAGGGGUUAGGUGAGCCUGGCGAUAACCAAUACCCCCCAAGCCUCCCCUCGGCCAAGGUCCUCAUCUUGGACCCCCAGCUUAGCCUAUUGGCCCCCCUUCCAGCUCCACAGCCCCCCAAAAGCUUGACAGAGUGGCAGCCCCAGGUCCCCCCAGUUUACACCCCUGGGCUUAGCCAGGUGGGGGGGGCAGGCUUUGACCCAAGGCCCUUAUCGGGGUUUACAAGACCAUGGCAAACACAGCCCCUUUCCUUCUCCCCUUCCUCUCCAGACGGGGCUCAGGGACUCAGAGGGCCAGGCCCUGAGUGGGGCCUGGCUACUGGCCCCCCUCCAGUGGUAGAAGGCCAGGCUUCGGUGGCAGCGGGGCGAAGGAGGGUCCCUCCCAGCAAACACAAAGGCCCGGGAGCUGGGGGCAUCCAGAGAUCCCCCAGGGCUCUCUUCUGCCUGAGCCUCACCAACCCGGUGAGGAGAUUCUGCAUCACCAUCGUGGAAUGGAAACCCUUCGACAUCCUCAUCCUCAUGACCAUUUUUGCCAACUGUGUGGCUCUCGGGGUCUAUGUCCCCUUCCCAGAGGAUGACUCCAAUGCAGGCAACCACAAUCUGGAGCAAGUGGAAUAUGCAUUCCUGGUUAUCUUCACUGUGGAGACAGCGCUGAAGAUCGUGGCCUACGGCCUAGUGCUGCACCCCAACGCCUACAUUCGCAAUGGCUGGAAUCUGCUGGACUUUGUCAUUGUGGUCGUAGGGCUCUUCAGUGUACUACUGGAGCAAGGCCCUCCCCGCCCAGGGGAUGCCUCCCAUGCCGCAGGGAAGCCUGGAGGAUUUGAUGUAAAGGCCCUGAGGGCGUUCAGGGUCCUGAGGCCUCUCCGCCUGGUAUCAGGGGUACCCAGUCUGCACAUCGUGCUCAACUCCAUUCUGAAGGCUCUGGUGCCUCUGCUACACAUUGCCCUCCUGGUACUUUUCGUCAUCAUGAUCUAUGCAGUCAUAGGCCUGGAACUCUUCCUGGGCCGCAUGCACAAGACCUGUUUCCUCCUGGGCUCUGACCUGGAGGCUGAGGAGGACCCCUCCCCCUGCGCCCCCCCGGGCUCCUCUGGUCGGCAGUGCCUGGGUAACCACACUGAGUGUCGAGGUCGAUGGGCAGGGCCCAACGGGGGUAUCACCAACUUCGACAACUUCUUCUUUGCCAUGCUGACUGUCUUCCAGUGUGUCACCAUGGAGGGUUGGACUGAUGUGCUCUACUGGGUGCAGGACGCCAUGGGGUAUGAGCUCCCCUGGCUCUACUUUGUCAGCUUGGUCAUCUUUGGCUCCUUCUUCGUCCUCAACCUUGUACUGGGCGUCUUGAGUGGGGAAUUCUCCAAGGAAAGAGAGAAGGCCAAGGCCCGAGGAGACUUCCAGAAACUUCGGGAAAAGCAGCAGAUGGAAGAAGACCUAAAAGGCUACCUGGAGUGGCUCACCCAGGCUGAAGAGCUGGACUUCCAGGAACAGGAGAAGGCAGAAGCGGAGGCCGAGGCUGAGAGAGAGGGCAUGGCCACCAGAAGGCCUCACCAGCGUAUGGAGGGUGGGGGUGGUGAGGGAUUCCCAGACCUUGCCCUGAGCCCAGUCUCUGGAGACCCACGAGUGACACUGUCGGAGAUGAUGCACAAGAACCGAAGUCAGCUGAGGUGGUUCCGUCACUCCACUAGCAGCCAUGCUAGUGAAACGGGUUCAAUGACUGUAGAGGCUGGGGCUGAGGAAGACGAAGAGGCCGGGAACACGUGUAGCAGGAACCUCUUCCCAUUCUGCCAAGAUUCCCUGAGAAGGCCUCGGGGCUUCAACCACAGGAGGCUUCAGAGAGAGAGGGCCAAGGAAGGAGCCCAACGUGCCCUGCCCCCCUCCCCUGCAGGAGUGGGGCACUUGGGCCACAAAGGGGCAGAACCGAGCCCGUAUGCAGAGGGAAGGAGUCCCACCAAGUCCUCCUCUGCCCCUUCCAGCCGCAGGCUUCGCAGAGCCAACAGGACCCUCAGGGCCCGCUGCCGCCAUGCAGUGAAAUCCGUGGCUUGUUAUUGGCUGGUCCUGCUGCUUGUCUUCUUGAACACGCUGACCAUCGCUUCUGAGCACCACGGGCAGCCUCUGUGGCUCACCCAGACCCAAGAAUCUGCCAACAAGGUCCUGCUGCUCCUAUUCACUGUGGAGAUGCUGCUGAAGCUCUACGGCCUUGGCCCAACUGCCUACGCUGCCUCCUUCUUCAACCGCUUUGACUGCUUUGUGGUGUGUGGAGGCAUUCUGGAGACCACCCUGGUGGAGGCUGGGGCCAUGCAAUCACUGGGCAUCUCAGUGCUGCGCUGCGUGCGGCUCCUGAGGAUCUUCAAGGUGACCAGGCACUGGGCGUCCCUCAGCAACCUGGUGGCCUCCCUUCUCAACUCCAUGAAGUCCAUUGCCUCCUUGCUCCUGCUGCUCUUCCUUUUCCUCAUCAUCUUCUCCCUCCUGGGGAUGCAGCUCUUUGGAGGGAAGUUCAACUUUGACCAGACCCACACCAAGCGGAGCACCUUUGACACGUUCCCCCAAGCCCUGCUCACUGUCUUUCAGAUCCUCACCGGAGAGGACUGGAACGUGGUCAUGUAUGAUGGGAUCCUUGCCUACGGGGGGCCCUUCUUCCCUGGGAUGUUGGUCUGCAUCUACUUCAUCAUCCUCUUCAUCUGUGGCAACUAUAUCCUCCUCAACGUCUUCCUCGCCAUCGCCGUGGACAACCUGGCAGGGGGCGAUGCCAGUGCCUCCAAGGGCCCGGGAAAGGAGAAGAGUGCUGAGGAAAGUGACAGCCCCCAAGAAAAGGGAGUGUUGGUGCCCUGUGGAGAAGCUGAAGAAGAGAGAGGGCAGAGUGAAGGUGGAGGUUCAGGGGCAGAGGAGGAAGAGGAGGAGGAAGAGGAGGAGGAGGACCACCACGACAUCGACGAGGAGGACGACAAUGACCAAGAAGGGAUUAGGCUAGAACGCCUCCAAGAAGUGGUACCCAAAGAGAAAGUGGUGCCCAUCCCUGAGGGCAGUGCCUUCUUCUGCCUCAGUCACACAAACCUGCUUCGGGUUCACUGCCACGCUCUCAUCCAUCACCGCAUCUUCACUAACCUUAUCCUGGUCUUCAUCAUCCUUAGCAGUGUCUCCCUGGCUGCUGAGGACCCCAUCCGGGCCCACUCCUUCCGCAACCACGUCCUUGGUUAUUUUGAUUAUGCCUUCACUUCCAUCUUUACUAUUGAAAUCCUGCUCAAGAUGACUGCUUUUGGGGCCUUUCUACACCGAGGCUCCUUUUGCCGGAACUGGUUUAAUCUACUGGACCUGCUGGUGGUCAGCGUAUCCCUCAUCUCCUUUGGCAUCCACUCCAGCGCCAUCUCUGUGGUCAAGAUCUUGCGGGUGCUGCGAGUGCUCCGGCCUCUACGUGCCAUCAAUCGAGCCAAGGGCCUCAAGCAUGUGGUCCAGUGUGUCUUCGUGGCCAUCCGCACCAUCGGUAACAUCCUCAUUGUGACCAGCCUGCUGCAAUUUAUGUUUGCCUGCAUCGGGGUCCAGCUCUUUAAGGGCAAGCUGUACAGCUGCACAGAUGAGGCCAAGCACACGCCGACAGAGUGCAAAGGCACCUUCCUUGUGUACCCUGAUGGAGAUGUGGCCCAUCCUGUCAUGAGGGAACGUGUGUGGCAGAACAGCGACUUCAAUUUUGACAACGUUCUGUCGGCCAUGAUGGCACUGUUCACCGUGUCCACCUUUGAAGGCUGGCCUUCGUUGCUCUACAAGGCCAUCGAUGCCCACGCAGAGGACCAGGGCCCCAUCUACAACUACCGGCUGGAGAUCUCCGUCUUCUUCAUUGUCUACAUCAUCAUCAUCGCCUUCUUCAUGAUGAACAUCUUCGUGGGCUUUGUCAUCAUCACCUUCCGAGCUCAGGGAGAACAAGAGUACAAGAACUGUGAGCUCGACAAGAACCAGCGCCAGUGUGUGGAAUAUGCCCUGAAGGCCCAGCCUCUCCGCCGCUACAUCCCUAGGAAUAGGCACCAACACCGGGUCUGGGCGACUGUGAACUCGCCAGCUUUUGAGUACCUCAUGUUCCUGCUUAUCUUGCUCAACACCAUAACCCUGGCCAUGCAGCACUAUGAACAGACGGCUCCCUUCAAUUACACAAUGGAUGUCCUCAACAUGGUCUUCACAGGCCUAUUCACUGUGGAGAUGUUGCUCAAGGUCAUUGCCUUCAAGCCCAAGCAUUACUUCUGUGACGCCUGGAAUACCUUCGAUGCCCUGAUCGUAGUGGGUAGUGUGGUGGACAUCGCGGUCACCGAGGUCAAUAAUGGAGGACACCUUGGUGAGAGCUCCGAGGACAGCUCCCGGAUCUCCAUCACCUUCUUCCGUCUCUUCCGUGUCAUGAGGCUUGUAAAGCUUCUCAGUAAGGGAGAAGGGAUCCGCACCCUUCUGUGGACCUUUAUCAAGUCUUUCCAGGCCCUCCCCUAUGUGGCCCUUCUCAUUGCCAUGAUCUUCUUCAUCUAUGCUGUCAUCGGCAUGCAGAUGUUUGGGAAGGUGGCCCUCCAGGAUGGCACCCAGAUCAACCGUAACAACAACUUCCAGACCUUCCCCCAAGCUGUGCUCCUCCUGUUCAGGUGCGCCACAGGGGAGGCAUGGCAGGAGAUCAUGCUGGCCAGCCUGCCUGGGAAACGCUGUGACCCAGAGUCAGACUUCACGGCCGGUGAGGAGUUCACCUGUGGGAGCACCUUCGCCAUUGUCUAUUUCAUCAGCUUCUUCAUGCUCUGCGCAUUCCUGAUCAUUAAUCUAUUUGUUGCUGUCAUAAUGGACAACUUUGACUACCUGACCCGGGACUGGUCCAUCCUGGGCCCCCACCACCUGGACGAGUUCAAGAGGGUCUGGUCUGAGUACGACCCUGGGGCCAAAGGCCACAUCAAACAUCUGGACGUGGUGGCUUUACUCCGCCGUAUCCAGCCUCCAUUGGGCUUUGGGAAGCUCUGUCCUCACCGUGUAGCCUGCAAGCGGCUGGUGGCCAUGAACAUGCCUUUGAACGCUGACGGGACGGUGACCUUCAAUGCCACCCUCUUUGCCCUGGUGCGGACAUCUCUGAGGAUUAAGACCGAUGGGAACCUGGACUUGGCUAAUCAGGAACUACGCGUUGUCAUCAAGAAGAUCUGGAAGCACACGAAACCCAAACUCCUGGAUGAGGUCAUCCCCCCUCCAGAAGAGGAGGAAGUGACUGUUGGGAAGUUUUAUGCCACAUUCCUGAUCCAGGAUUAUUUUCGAAAGUUCCGACGUCGGAAAGAGAAGGGUCUACUGGGGGCUGAGGACCUGCCAAGCAACUCAUCUGCCCUUCGGGCUGGGCUGAAGAGCCUGCAGGACCUGGGCCCAGAGAUCCGCCAGGCCCUUACAUGUGACCUGGAAGACGAGGGAGGGGCCGCCGACCCCAGAGAGGAAGAUGGCGCCCCCAAGGAAGCUGACAGGGACAGCCUGGACGCUCUCUCACCAUCCUGCCAUGGCCCCACUACUCCUGGGACUUUCCCUGUGGUGAUGGCCUUCUCCCCUAUAUCCACUGAUGAGGAUGGCCAAGCGAUGAGGAGACUUCCACCAGGAACUCAUUCUCCCAGGCAGCACAAGGUCAUCCCCCUCCUCCGAGGCCAUCUGCCUCUGGCCCUCAGCCUCUUGACUCCCACUGGUGAUGACCUGGUGUCUGCUCUAAAUGCCGUUCCCGUGGCAGAAGAGCUGUUGCACUCUGGACCUGAGGGCCUGCUGGAGCAAGAGGAAGAAGAAGACCACCCUCCUGGUCAGGACAGAUGCCUUCAUCGAAACGAGCUCACUGGGAGACCCCACCACAUCCUCCUCCCACCCCCGCCACCACCACCUUCUCCUCCUCUUCCUCCUGGGGAACCCUCUGGACAACUGGGCAGGCCACCAGGUCCACGCCACCGCCACCGCCGCCGUCGUCUGCUGCCCCCAACACCUGCUGUCCGAAAGCCUUCCUUCGCCAUCCAGUGUAUGCAGCGCCAGGGGAGCUGUGACGACUUCCCCAUCCCUGGAACCUAUCAGCGUGGGAGACCUUCUGGCAACAGCCAGGCUCAGGGUUCAUGGGCCACACCCCCUCAGCGGGGCCAUCUGCUCUAUGCGCCUCUGCUACUGGUGGAGGAGGGCCAGCUUCAGGGAGAUUACACUGAAGCUGGGUCCCAAGGCCCACUGCGCACCUAUGCCCGCCUACGCAUGCCCAGCACCCACAUACCACCUGGCCCGGGGAAGAGGGGCAGUGCCGACAGCCUGGUGGAAGCCGUGCUGAUCUCGGAGGGCCUGGGCCUCUUUGCCCGUGACCCUCGCUUUGUGGCCCUGGCGAAGCAGGAGAUCGCUGAUGCUUGCCGCCUGACCCUGGAUGAGAUGGACAGUGCUGCCUGUGACCUGCUGGCCCUGGGGGCCGCUGCAAGGCCUUCCACUGGCCCACUCCAGAUGGGGGGUGCCACAGGCAGUGAUGAGGAUGAGGAGGUCUUCCAGGCCACAGAGGUCGAGGAGGAAGAGCUAGCGGACGAAAUGGCUUGUGUCCCAGCCCCCUAGGAGGCCAUCUCCUCUGUUUGGCUGGAGGUAAAGGAGAGGCAGGAAAGUAGAGACUGUGAGGGAGGAAAAUGGAGCUGGGGAUCCCCCAAGGCUUCUACCUGAUGCCCCAACAGGCAGCAGUCUCAGCACUGCCAAGAAGGUCCGAGAAUUGAAAGUGAUAGGAGCUACCCUCAAGCAUGCCCACUGGACACUCCCAAGAGUCUCAGAGAAACCUUGAGCCUCCCAAAGAGGUGCCUAGGGAAGCCCCUCCCCAGCCCUCGGCACCCAUUUCGAGAGAGACCCAGAAAAAUCCUUGCGAGAUCCAAGCACUCCAGGAGCACCCGAGAGCCCGAGAGCCAAGUUCCUGACAGACAAAGAAGCAAAAGAUUCAUGGUGGACUCUGCCUCUUAGGCACAGUUGGAGUUCAUUUAACAUUCACUUAAUGCCCAGGCUUUUUCUGGCAGAGAGGGCUUGGGGGGAGGAAAGAGAGGUCCUCCCAACUGGCCUAUGCCUGCUGCUCCGACUCUCUACCAGAAGAAUGUCUGAGGUGACAUUUCUAGGACUCUUGAAUGAGUGAGGAAAGAGUGGAAGGAAGAUGUUAUAAUCCAGAAUGACAAUGGAGUGACCGGGACUCCCCUUGAGGAAUGAAAAGGUCCUGAAAAGGCCCUGUAUCUCAUAAGGAGAAUUGUUGGUACUGGGUUUCCUCAGCAGAGAUCCUGAAAGGGUUUGCCAUUUACCUUUCCACUUCGUUUGACAAUGAAGAAACUGAGGCCAACAAGGGUUAAGUGACUUGCCCAGGGUCACACAGCUAGGAAGUAUCUGAGGUUGAAUUUGAACUCAGGUCUUCCCAACUCUAGCCCUAAUGCUCUCUCCACUGCUCCUGCUAGCUGGCCUAAGGUGAAUUACUUUGGAAGACUAGGAGAGGGCACUUCCCCAUUGUGGGCCAGUCUUGGGCCAAUUGCCUUGAUGGCCUCGAUGGGUCAACAUCAGUUAUAUCUGGUGGGUGGGAGAGGCAAGGAUGUAAAUCAGACCAAGAUGUUCUGGAAAGAAAGUCCGGGUUGCCACCUUUAAUCCAGGUCCUCCUAUAAGACUUCAUGGUCCUUGACCUCACCCGUCCUCAAACCAGGAAGUGUCUGAAGGGUCUCAUGGCCAGAAAGAUCUUAGUUCUUCCUAUUCCUAAAGAAGUUGCAAAGGAGUUUUCCAAACUACUUCGACAUCUGAGAUGCCUCUACAGAGUCUUUGAGGGAAUGGGAGACCCUGAGAGGUGAGGUGAGGCCUCCAGAGAGCCCUGGAGGGCUCCUAAGUGUCUCCAAGAAUAACAGGAAACCCCUGCACAAGAAAGGCCUGGCGUGGACAGGCAAGUCCUGGAGAGUACUUAAGACUCCCCCAGGGGCCCCAGAGAGCACUCCAAAGGCUACUUGCAUCCUCUAGAAGAGAAGUGCUGAAGGCCCUGAUUGUCAAAACCUCGAAGCAGCCACAGGACAUAAACCAGUAAGACCAAAGCCCUCAGGCUUUGCUUCUGAAAGCAGGCAGAAUGGAGACCAAAUUUGGGUCUGCCUGCCUGAGUGCAAAGAACCCUGCACUGGCCUCCUCAGCCUCCCUUCCAGGGUUUGGGUGCAAAUCCACUUAGAGCUCAACCAGAGAGGGCCUUACUGAAGAACUCCGAAGCCUGCCAGAAGCCCAGCCUAGUUGGCUGGAGUACAAGGCUGAGCCAGUGGAAGGAGGCAAACAAGUGAAAGGACUGCCCAGGGUCACUCAGCUAUUGCGUGUUGGAGCCUGGACUUGAUUUCAGGGGUUCCUCCUGCCUCUAGGCCCAGUACUCUGGCCACUGAGCUACCCAGCUGCCUAAAGGGAAGAACUUGGCAAAGUGUGGCAGCUCUAACUAAAGAAGGUCAGCCUCUCCCCCUCUGAGACAGCUUUGGCCACCAGACGCAGUUCUCAGACAGAAGCUGAGCUGGCUCGGCUGCCCCAGAUGGGACGAGCGUACCAAGAGAGAUCAGAAGAACCCAGUGCAACGAGAGACCUGGCAAAAAGCGCCCCAGACAUAGCACAGCUGCUGAGGAGCUCAUGAGGCCUGUGGGCCCGGUGGGCUGGAGCAACGUGCCCACUGAAAGGAUGAAAAGAGUUCAAGGAUGUAUGUGUCCAGAACACAUGCCUCCUGUGUGCUCCCAGCCUGUUUGCCGUCCCUCCCCAUGGUCUCUUGGAGACCCAUCCUGUGCGUUCCAUUGUGAAGUUUCUAAAGGUGAUGGCUCAUGAAGUGCUUUGGACUCCGAUCUGACCAGAUCCUCCGAGCGACUAGGGGGAAAGCAAACACCCAGGUGGGAGUUGCUGAGCUCUCGUUUCAGGAGCUGGGCACCCACAGAGGACUGCGAACCUGGGGGACCCGAGUGUGUGUGGAUGGGGGUAGGCGCCCACUUAUUGCCAAAACAAAUCUCAUCCUUGAGGAGGGGAUCUCAGCUACAAUGGUUCCAGUGGCUAGUGAUUGGCUGGCUCCGGACGUGAUGGAGUGAGUCACAAAGGGGGAAAUGGAGGGAGAUCCAGAAAAGCACAUAGACACAAUGGGAGCAAAGAGAGGAGAUACUAGAUGGAGGCUUCUUUUUCUUAAAAAAUAUUGUUUCCUGAUUAAGUGUAAAAAUGGUUUCUUGUGUUCCUUUAAAAAAAAAUUCAAAUUCUCCCCUUCCCCCCCCCUCCACUCCUUCCUCAUUGAGAAGGCAAGCAGUUUGAUAUGGAUUAUCUAUGUCCAGGCAUCCAAAACAUAUCUCUCUGUAUGAAUCAUGUGGAAGAAACCACAGACCAAAAAAACCCGAUGCCACAAGAAAAAUAAAGAAAGUUAAAAAAAAAAGAAUGCUAGGAUGGAUGUGCAGUCUGCCUCCACGGGCUCUUCUGCUGGAGGUAGAGAACAAUGUUCAUCAUUGGGGCCGUUGGGACUGUCUUGGAUCAUUGUGUGGCUGAAAAGAGUUAAGUCACUCCUGGUCGAUCACAUCAUCUAAUAUUGCUGUUACAUGUGCAGCGUUCUCCUGGCUCUUCUCCCACCACUGUGCAGCAGGUCAUGUGAGUCUUCCCAGGUUACUCUGAGCUCCUUCUGCUCCGCAUUUCUUUCUGCACAAGAGUAUUCCGUCACCACCAUGGAGCACAACUUGGGUAGCCCUUCUCCAAUUGAUGGAGGUCCCCACGACUUCCAAUUCUUUGCCACCACAAAGAGAGCUGCUAGAAAUAUGUUUAUACAAGUAAGUCCUUUUCCUUUGUUGUCUUUGGGAUCCAGACCUAGUAGCGGUAUUGGUGGGUCCCUUUGGCCAUGGCUCCAAACUGCUCUCCAGAAAGGUCAUGCUAAUGUGUCAGGGGCCUGGUCUUCCUGGUCCUCUCCAACAUAUGUCCUUCUCCCUUUCUGUCAUGUUAGCCCAUCUGCUAGGUGUGGGCUGGU
Monodelphis domestica (gray short-tailed opossum) is the source of this 9976-nucleotide messenger RNA. Lineage: Eukaryota; Metazoa; Chordata; Mammalia; Didelphimorphia; Didelphidae. The record is from RefSeq and is a predicted model, not a curated record.